GUCGCCUUAACUGGUGGUCUACUGUGUGCACAAGCUGUAAAAGGCUUCUUCCUUUGGCCACGACAGGGGAUGGGAACUGCCUCUUACAUGCCGCCUCACUGGGAAUGUGGGGCUUUCACGACCGGGACCUGGUUCUGCGGAAAGCUCUCUACACCAUGAUGAGGACGGGUGCUGAGCGGGAAGCCCUGAAGCGGAGGUGGAGGUGGCAGCAGACACAGCAAAACAAGGAGUCAGGGCUGGUGUACACUGAGGAGGAAUGGGAGCGAGAGUGGACAGAGCUGCUAAAACUGGCCUCCAGCGAGCCUCGUACACACCUCAGCAAGAAUGGCAGCGGCACAGGUGGUGGUGUGGACAACUCUGAAGAUCCUGUAUAUGAAAGCCUGGAAGAGUUCCAUGUCUUUGUCCUAGCCCACAUAUUGCGGAGACCCAUUGUGGUGGUGGCAGACACCAUGCUGAGAGACUCGGGUGGCGAAGCGUUUGCACCCAUCCCAUUUGGAGGGAUCUACCUGCCCCUGGAGGUGCCCCCCAACAGGUGUCACUGUUCGCCCCUGGUUCUGGCCUAUGAUCAAGCGCAUUUCUCAGCCCUUGUGUCCAUGGAACAGAGAGACCAGCAGAGAGAACAAGCUGUCAUCCCCCUGACAGAUUCUGAGCACAAGCUGCUGCCCCUGCACUUUGCGGUGGACCCGGGAAAGGACUGGGAGUGGGGAAAAGACGACAACGACAAUGCCCGGCUAGCCCACCUCAUCCUAUCCCUAGAAGCCAAGCUGAACCUUCUACACAGCUACAUGAAUGUGACAUGGAUCCGCAUCCCCUCAGAGACCCGGGCACCCCUUGCCCAGCCAGAGUCUCCAACGGCCUCGGCAGGGGAGGAUGUACAGUCCCUGACGGAAUCGCUGGACUCGGAUCGCGAUUCUGUGUGCAGCAAUUCCAACAGCAAUAACGGCAAGAACGGUAAGGACAAGGAGAAGGAGAAGCAGCGCAAGGACAAGGACAAGACACGUGCGGACUCCGUGGCCAACAAGCUGGGCAGCUUCAGCAAGACGCUGGGCAUCAAGCUGAAGAAAAACAUGGGCGGGCUGGGCGGCCUGGUGCACGGUAAGAUGGGCCUGGCCAACUCUGCCAAUGGCAAGAACGGCGACAGCGCCGAGCGCAGCAAGGAGAAGAAGUCCAAGUCGCGCAAGGGCAGUAAGGAGGAAUCGGGAGCGUCAGCUAGCACCUCGCCGUCGGAGAAGACCACGCCG
Molecule: messenger RNA, 1241 nt
Organism: Cricetulus griseus (Chinese hamster)
Lineage: Eukaryota; Metazoa; Chordata; Mammalia; Rodentia; Cricetidae
Source: RefSeq, a predicted model, not a curated record